UCCACACCCGAGAAGCCAACAGUAGUUUUUAUUAUUCGUAGCAACAGGUGCUAACAAUGCCCGCCGAAAGACGAUGACACCUCGCCCGUGUUCGAGACAGUUUGACAUGAGAUUUCAACAGCUGUGUUUCAUUGUAUUGUUCUCAAGUGAACUGAUUAGGAACGCUAACACGUCUAUAGCAGGUGUUUCUUACAGAGACGAUUUUGAUUUUGAAGAAAGAUAUAGAAAGUUUAAGCCCCAAGAGGGCCCACCAGUAUUUUGGUAUCUAGGUAAUGUGCCUAUAAUGCCACAGCCACAGAUAAUGCCAGAGCCUCCGAUUAUGCUACAGCCACAGAUAAUGCCAGAAGUGGCAAAAAUGAUGCAACAAAUAAUGCCGCAAAUGAUGCCUCAAAUGAUGCCACAGAUGAUGCCACAAUCAGAGGUAAUGAUGCCGCAAUUGAUGCCACAGAUAAUGUCACAGCCGCAGAUUAUGCCACAUGUAAUGCCACAAACAAUACCACACAUGAUGACACAUAUGAUGCCACACAUGAUGCCACACGUGAUGCCACACAUUAUGCCACAGACGAUGCCACAAAUAGCUCUAGGAAUGCAUAAGAUCCCUACCACUCAAAACAUGCAGUCGCCAUUCGAAGCACUGUAUGAAUCAUUUAAGAGAGAUAUAUCACAGAAACCUGUGGCUCCUGCACUAAGAAUGACCAAGGAAUUAGGAAAUGUUCAUGUAUACCAUCAACCUGUGUCCUACGAGGUGAUGAAAAUGAUUCAAAAGUUAUCCAACGCAUAUUUACCUGCUAUGGCAUAGUAUUUUUUGCCUUGUAGUGAAAAAUAUGUAUUUUUCAGUAGAUUUUUCAUUAUUAAAUUUUACAUCUGUAACUAACAAAUACUUUUGUAGUAAAGAGCUAGUG
Molecule: messenger RNA, 902 nt
Organism: Aricia agestis (brown argus)
Lineage: Eukaryota; Metazoa; Arthropoda; Insecta; Lepidoptera; Lycaenidae
Product: altered inheritance of mitochondria protein 3-like
Exons: 2
Coding region: 74-799 (241 amino acids)
Source: RefSeq, a predicted model, not a curated record